Molecule: messenger RNA, 189 nt
Organism: Penicillium robsamsonii
Lineage: Eukaryota; Fungi; Ascomycota; Eurotiomycetes; Eurotiales; Aspergillaceae
Product: Amidase
Exons: 1
Coding region: 1-189 (62 amino acids)
Source: RefSeq, a predicted model, not a curated record
AUGUCCUCCCAAACCUACCGUGCCAUUGCUCACCGCAAACUCAAGACCCUUCAAUUUCUCAUCCCCAAAAGCUGGCUCCUCGACGCACUACUCCCACUCGACGUCCGCUCCCUUGUUUCAGAAAGCACUAUCCUGACUCGAGACGAACUCUCCAUAACUUCUUCGCACGACGUAACCUCACCCUCUUAA